AACAUGAGCCUCAAGACUGAGACUGAGCCGAACAACAAUGUCUCCAUGGAGGAAGAGGUACGAACACUUUUUGUCAGCGGUCUACCAGUUGACAUCAAACCACGGGAACUGUACCUUCUAUUCAGACCAUUUAAGGGUUAUGAAGGGUCACUGAUUAAGUUAACAUCAAAACAGCCUGUUGGGUUUGUAACAUUUGACAGCCGAUCUGGAGCUGAAGCAGCAAAAAAUGCUCUAAAUGGUAUCCGUUUUGACCCCGAAAGCCCUCAGACACUGCGCUUAGAGUUUGCUAAAGCCAACACGAAGAUGGCAAAGAGUAAGCUGAUGGCCACACCGAACCCCACAAAUAUCCACCCUGCUCUAGGAGCACACUUCAUUGCACGGGACCCAUAUGACCUGACGGGAGCAGCACUGAUCCCAGCCUCCCCUGAUGCGUGGACACCUUACCCACUGUACACAACAGAGCUGACCCCCGGCCUCCCUCAUGCAGCUUUCACUUACCCGGCGGCGGCCGCUGCUGCAGCAGCCCUCCACGCCCAGAUGCGCUGGUACCCUACUCCUUCUGAGACUUCCCAGCCUGGAUGGAAAUCCCGGCAGUUUUGUUAG
Messenger RNA from Nerophis lumbriciformis (worm pipefish), 603 nucleotides. The record is from RefSeq and is a predicted model, not a curated record. NCBI's taxonomy places the organism in Eukaryota, Metazoa, Chordata, Actinopteri, Syngnathiformes, Syngnathidae.